Molecule: messenger RNA, 1295 nt
Organism: Quercus robur (English oak)
Lineage: Eukaryota; Viridiplantae; Streptophyta; Magnoliopsida; Fagales; Fagaceae
Product: lignin-forming anionic peroxidase-like
Exons: 4
Coding region: 154-1119 (321 amino acids)
Biological process (GO): response to oxidative stress; hydrogen peroxide catabolic process
Molecular function (GO): heme binding; peroxidase activity
Source: RefSeq, a predicted model, not a curated record
CUUGUGUUUCUAAUCCAUCCUACACUUCCCUCUAAACUUCUACUUGAUUAGCUCUAAUAUUUACGUUCUUGGUAUUUUGUAUUGCAUUUCCAUAACUGAGCUGGUGCCUCUAUCACAGUCAAAACCUUGGUUUUCAUCUAAAAGGAACAGAACAUGGCUUCUACUCGUACAAGUGUAUGCUUGUUUCUUUCUAUGUUAUUGUUUCUCUCAAAUAUGCAUUGUGAAGCACAACUAUCUUCCACAUUCUAUGACAAAACAUGUCCAAAUGCACUUAGUAAGAUCCGAUCAGCUAUCAGAACAGCGGUUUCUCGUGAGCGUAGAAUGGCAGCAUCACUCGUUCGGCUCCAUUUCCAUGAUUGUUUUGUUCAGGGUUGUGAUGCAUCAAUCUUGCUUGAUGAUGCUCCCUCAAUAUCGAGCGAGAAAAAGGCAAUAAACAAUGAUCAUUCAAUUAGAGGAUACGAGGUCAUUGAUGAUGCCAAGUCCCAAGUAGAGAGCAUUUGUCCUGGCAUUGUAUCAUGUGCAGAUAUUGUUGCAGUUGCUGCUCGUGAUGCAUCUGUCGCUGUGGGUGGACCAACAUGGUCAGUGAAACUUGGAAGAAGAGACUCAACCACCGCAAGCCGUAGCCUAGCUGAGAGCAACCUUCCAAGCUUUAGAGACAGCCUUGACAGGCUAACAUCCUUGUUUGGUAGCAAAGGUUUGAGUCAAAGAGACAUGGUUGCCCUCUCAGGAUCCCAUACAAUUGGCCAAGCAAGAUGUGUGACAUUCCGUGAUAGGAUACAUAACAAUGCAAGUGAUAUCGAUGCAGGCUUUGCUAGCACUAGAAAGCGCAGGUGUUCACUUGAUGAUGCUAGCAGUGAUAAUCUAGCGCCCCUUGAUUUGGUGACACCCAAUUCCUUUGAUAAUAACUACUUCAAGAAUCUCAUUCAGAAGAAGGGCCUUCUUCAAACUGAUCAAAUACUCUUUAGUGGAGGAUCCACAGACAGCAUUGUUACAGAGUAUAGCAAGAGCCCUUCAACUUUCAGUUCUGAUUUUGCUGCUGCCAUGGUAAAGAUGGGAGAUAUUGAUCCUAAGACUGGUUCUGAAGGACAGAUUCGAAAGUUUUGCAAUGUUGUCAAUUAAAUUGUCAGCUAAUUUGCUUGUUAGUUUUAUUCGUUUGGUGUGUCAAUUUUUUCCUAGUUCAUUCUUCUCGAAUUAAACAAUAAAUAGUGGGUGUGUAAAAUGAGUUUAACGAUUCUCAUGGCACCCUACUAGUUCAUUAUAAUUUGUGUAAUCAUUUUCAAAGUACAACAAAUGUA